AACAGUUUAAGUACAGUUGAUAUAGUUGAUGCGCAAUCAAAAUAUGGUUUUUGGGGUUGGAAUUUGUGGCGUCAACCUAUGGGUUUCAUCGUUUUUCUAAUUUCUUCGCUAGCAGAAUGUGAAAGAUUACCUUUUGAUUUACCAGAAGCAGAAGAAGAAUUAGUAGCUGGUUAUCAAACAGAAUAUUCAGGUAUUCGAUUUGGUUUAUUUUACGUUGCUUCCUAUUUAAACCUUUUAAUUUCUUCAUUAUUUGUAACAGUUCUUUACUUGGGCGGUUCAAAUAUUUCUAUUCCGUACAUAUUUGUUUCUGAAUUUUUUGAAAUAAAUAAAACAUACGGAGUUUUUGGAACUACAAGUGAUCUCUUUAUUACAUUAGCUAAAAGCUAUUUUUUCUUAUUCGUUUCUAUCAUAACAAGAUGGUCUUUGCCUAGGCUAAGAAUGGAUCAAUUAUUAAAUCUUGGAUGGAAAUUUCUUUUACCGAUUUCUAGAAAGAAAUCAAACAAAACUAUACUAUUCAUAGAUAUUUACGAUAUGUUCCUUAUGGUAACUGGGUUCAUGAAUUAUGGUCAACAAACACUACGAGCUGCAAGGUACAUUGGUCAAAGUUUCAUGAUUAUCUUAUCUCACGCAAAUCGUUUACCUGUAACUAUUCAAUAUCCUUAUGAAAAAUUAAUCACAUCAGAACGUUUCCGCGGGCGAAUCCAUUUUGAAUUUGAUAAAUGCAUUGCUUGUGAAGUAUGUGUUCGUGUAUGUCCUAUAGAUUUACCCGUUGUUGAUUGGAAAAUGGAAACGGAUAUUCGAAAGAAACGAUUGCUAAAUUACAGUAUUGAUUUCGGAAUCUGUAUUUUUUGUGGUAACUGUAUUGAGUAUUGUCCAACAAAUUGUUUAUCAAUGACUGAAGAAUAUGAACUUUCAACUUAUGAUCGUCAUGAAUUGAAUUAUAAUCAAAUUGCUUUGGGCCGUUUACCAAUGUCAAUAAUUGAUGAUUAUACAAUUCGAACAAUUCAAAUCAAAAAAGACAAUUUUUUAUAAUUAAAUACAAUUCUAAAAAAAAAAAGAAUAUUCUAUAUAUAAAUCGAUAAUAUAUAGAAUAUAUAAAUAGAAUAAUCGAAAUAAAAUAUUUUCAAAAAU
Messenger RNA from Lathyrus oleraceus (garden pea), 1131 nucleotides. RefSeq names its product NAD(P)H-quinone oxidoreductase subunit I, chloroplastic. Gene Ontology annotation, molecular function: 4 iron, 4 sulfur cluster binding; NADH dehydrogenase (ubiquinone) activity. Bases 79 to 1032 code for a protein of 317 amino acids. The record is from RefSeq and is a predicted model, not a curated record. The transcript is spliced from 2 exons. Gene Ontology annotation, cellular component: membrane. NCBI's taxonomy places the organism in Eukaryota, Viridiplantae, Streptophyta, Magnoliopsida, Fabales, Fabaceae.